Molecule: messenger RNA, 348 nt
Organism: Prunus armeniaca (apricot)
Lineage: Eukaryota; Viridiplantae; Streptophyta; Magnoliopsida; Rosales; Rosaceae
Source: the annotation of a GenBank genome assembly
AUGGCAACUGCUCCUAUAAGGCACUUCAUCUUCCCCUCUUCAAGGGAUGUGGAAUUGUUCACCGAUCUUACUUGCCAAUCUCACGGGUUUUACAAUCCACCUUAUUGGGGCCCAACGUCCUCGUUUACACACUUCCAGUCAAGGUCUAGCUUUGAUACCAAAUUGCCACAGCCCACUCCCACUAGCAAGAAAUUAGGUCUAGGCCCUCAUGGUUUUGUUUUUGGGCCUAAGCUUAUGUUAUAUUGCCCAAAACGCAUCUUACUAGGUGAGAUGACAACUACUCUUAUAAGGCAUUUCACUUUUCCAUCCCCAAACGAUGUGGGAUUAUUCACUGAUCUUGCUUCCUAA